This is a messenger RNA of Macrosteles quadrilineatus (aster leafhopper), 3068 nucleotides long. Its product is annotated as furin-like protease 1. Lineage: Eukaryota; Metazoa; Arthropoda; Insecta; Hemiptera; Cicadellidae. Gene Ontology annotation, molecular function: serine-type endopeptidase activity. Gene Ontology annotation, cellular component: Golgi membrane; trans-Golgi network. Bases 192 to 3053 code for a protein of 953 amino acids. The record is from RefSeq and is a predicted model, not a curated record. Gene Ontology annotation, biological process: peptide hormone processing. The transcript has 15 exons.
UGGUGUGCCGGGCCAGGAUGAGGAGGACUAGGUAGACAGACAUGACACCUCAGGUGCUACUGGUUGGCCUACUGUACAUUGUGACGGUAUCGGCUCUGCAGUACUACAUGACUGUGUGUCUGUUACAGUGGUCGGAGUGUCAGUGUAAGGUGGUGUGCCGGGCCAGGAUGAGGAGGACUAGGUAGACAGACAUGACACCUCAGGUGCUACUGGUUGGCCUACUGUACAUUGUGACGGUAUCGGCUCUGCAGUACUCUUCACAAUGGGCAGUUCACAUCGAGGGCGGCCAGCAAGCAGCUGACGACAUCGCGGCAAGGCACGGCUUCACCAUCCUUGGACAGAUUUUCCCAGACCUGUGGCACUUCGAACACCAAAAGAUCGCCAAGCGCUCCAUCGACCCUAGUCCGGACCACCAUACCAAUCUAGUCAUGGAACCUAAAGUUAAGUGGGCUAAACAACAAAUAAUAAAAUCAAGAAGAAAAAGAGACUACCUGCCUCUAAACAGCGAAGAAACAUCUUUUUACCUAAAUGAUCCAAGGUGGAUGCAAAUGUGGUAUUUGCAUCGGGGGAAUGGUUUGGACAUGAGCGUGUUGGGUGCCUGGAAGGAAGGAGUCACGGGGAAAGGAGUUGUAGUCACCAUACUGGACGACGGGCUUGAAAAAGACCAUCCUGAUCUCAUGAAAAACUACGACCCUCAAGCCAGUUAUGAUGUAAACAACAGGGAUGACGACCCGAUGCCGCGCUAUGACCUCAUAGACUCCAACAGACACGGUACGAGAUGUGCUGGGGAGGUGGCUGCUACAGCAAACAACUCUCUGUGUGCAGUAGGGGUUGCAUACGGAGCCAGCGUUGGUGGUGUAAGGAUGCUGGAUGGGGACGUGACUGAUGCUGUAGAAGCUAGAUCCCUCAGCCUCAACCCUCAACACAUAGACAUCUACAGUGCCUCAUGGGGUCCUGAUGAUGAUGGCAAAACUGUUGAUGGCCCUGGGGAGUUAGCCAUGAGAGCAUUCAUCGAAGGUGUUACCAAGGGACGCUCGGGCAAAGGGUCAAUAUUUGUGUGGGCGUCGGGUAACGGUGGAAGAGACAGUGACAACUGUAACUGUGAUGGAUACACAAACUCUAUCUGGACAUUGUCCAUCAGCAGUGCUACUGAGAAUGGACUGGUGCCUUGGUACUCUGAGGCCUGCUCUAGCACACUGGCAACUACGUACAGUAGUGGGUCUUCAGGGGAGAGACAGGUGGUGACUACAGACCUGCACCAUCAGUGUACCAGCAGCCACACUGGUACCUCAGCUUCGGCGCCCCUCGCUGCUGGGAUCUGUGCUCUAGCACUGGAGGCCAACAGAGCUCUGACCUGGCGUGACAUGCAGCACAUUGUCGUAGCUACGGCGCGACCAGCCAACCUGCGUGCGCCUGACUGGACUGUGAAUGGCGUAGGGAGGAACGUGAGCCACUCCUUUGGCUAUGGCCUGAUGGACGCCACAUCAAUGGUCAGAGUAGCCAGAACUUGGCAAACAGUUCCUGAACAACACAAGUGCGAAGUAUCUGCUCCACAUAUCAACAAGGGUAUUCCUCCAAAAGGUACUCUUAGCCUCAAGUUGAAUGUUAAGGAAUGUACUGGAGUCAACUAUUUGGAACAUGUACAGGCGAAGAUCACAUUGAUGUCUCAGAGAAGAGGAGACCUCCAGAUUCAACUUACAUCUCCAGCUGGUACAAAGUCCACCUUGUUAGCACGGAGACCUCAUGACAUCUCCAGAGCUGGGUUUGACUCUUGGCCAUUCAUGUCAGUGCACACUUGGGGUGAACAACCCUUCGGAGUCUGGCAGCUGGACAUACACAACGAGGGACGUUACUUAGGGCGUGCAACCCUUCAUGAAUGGGCUUUACUAUUUUACGGAACAGAAACCCCACCUAACUACCUUCCACCCUUCGCUCCACCCUACCCAGUCAAUCUUCCACCUCCCCCUCGUAAAAACAAGAAUAGGAAAAAUAAAUCUGGCAGCACCACAUCAAAGCCUUGGAAGAGUUCCACGAAGGAAAACAGGCCUUUUAAAAAGCAACCAGUCACUUCUUCGCCUCCUCGCAAAACUGCCAGACCCUCUGUAAUCUCUGCUCGCAGACCUACUACUGCUCCUGCUACUAAACCUCCCCUCCAAGCUACUAGUUCUACUGGUCCUACUGCUCCUGUUAGCCUUAUCCUGUUAGCUCCUGCUCUUCAACCAUCAAAUCUGUCUCCUCCACUUUUUCCUGCAAUUUUCCAAAAGUACCACAAAGUGCAGCAGCUCUACCCUUACUCCAGACUUUAUGAAAGCCCGCCUCGACCUGCAAAGAAAGGAGUAUCUCAAGGAGAUCCUAUGGAAGCUAAAUCUCCAGGUCAGCUGAUUGACUGGCAGGUCAUCUUCUAUGGGACAGACACUCCACCACAAACAUCAGCUCUCACUCCCUCCCCCCCUGUGAGACCUACAACAUCCAAGCCCAGCAACAGCUGGACUGACGUAAAGACUUUAGACAGAUCGAAAAUCAACUCGGAUUUUCGUGAUCAUAUGUCGGAUAUCUCUGGCUGUAAGAAAACGACAGAAACUUGCCUAGUCUGUGACAUAGGAUGGAGGUUAGCUGAAGGGUUUUGUCAUCGCCAAUGUCCUGAAGGAUUUUACCCAGAACUUCCUGAGGCCAACAUCGCUCGAAAGUCUCCCCAAACCCAAGCUUUUUGUGCUCGCUGCCACUACAGCUGCAGAUCCUGCUCAGGACCAAACGACUACCAAUGUACCCUGUGUUUCGGGGAUGCACUUCUAGUCUCCUCAGAUCAGGAGACAUACUGUUAUCCACGUUCCUUAGCAACAGCUGUAGACAUUAGCAAGUGGUACUACUGGACUUGUGUUGGCCUUGGACUUAACAUUCUUCUACUCCUUGGUUUUUCCUGUUACCUUUACUGCAAUGGUCGCGGGUGUUCUGUCAGAAAACCUCAAAUGUCAGUUACAUUUACCAAGAAGGCUUCAUCUGCUGAAGCAGCUGUUCUCUACGACUUGGCCAGAGCUGAGAGUGAUUCAGACUGAUUUUAAAGUCAAGAU